Messenger RNA from Colletes gigas, 408 nucleotides. RefSeq names its product histone H2A-like. The record is from RefSeq and is a predicted model, not a curated record. Gene Ontology annotation, cellular component: nucleosome. Gene Ontology annotation, molecular function: protein heterodimerization activity; DNA binding; structural constituent of chromatin. NCBI's taxonomy places the organism in Eukaryota, Metazoa, Arthropoda, Insecta, Hymenoptera, Colletidae. The transcript has a single exon. The coding region runs from base 34 to 408 and encodes 124 amino acids.
UUUGCUUAAUCGAUUGUCUAAGUUGCUUAAAACAUGUCUGGACGUGGAAAAGGUGGAAAAGCGAAGGGAAAGUCAAAGUCUCGCUCCAACAGGGCUGGUCUUCAGUUCCCCGUUGGUCGUAUCCACAGACUUCUGAGGAAAGGAAAUUACGCUGAACGUGUUGGUGCAGGAGCACCAGUAUAUCUUGCCGCCGUUAUGGAAUAUCUGGCAGCUGAAGUACUGGAGUUGGCUGGUAAUGCUGCCCGUGACAACAAGAAAACCAGAAUCAUUCCCAGACAUCUUCAACUUGCCAUCCGUAAUGACGAGGAGUUGAACAAACUGCUCUCUGGUGUAACCAUUGCUCAAGGUGGUGUCUUACCCAACAUUCAAGCGGUUUUAUUGCCGAAGAAAACCGAGAAGAAAGCUUAA